This is a messenger RNA of Xenopus tropicalis (tropical clawed frog), 4000 nucleotides long. RefSeq names its product differentially expressed in FDCP 8 homolog (gene def8). The transcript has 12 exons. Gene Ontology annotation, molecular function: diacylglycerol binding. NCBI's taxonomy places the organism in Eukaryota, Metazoa, Chordata, Amphibia, Anura, Pipidae. The record is from RefSeq and is a predicted model, not a curated record. The coding region runs from base 197 to 1360 and encodes 387 amino acids.
CGCCAGGGUCAUCUUAAUCCUUUUGAUAAACAAGGGGAAGCAGAGCGCCAACCUGCAGCCUGUGAGACGGAGCCUUCCAAAGGGCUGAGCUGCAUCUCCUGGAUUGUAAAAGACACGUGGGAGAUCAGAGCCUGAAAAUUAUUUCCCUACAAGUUCUCCACUCUCUGUACCAGAAUUCCACUGCCCAGACCGAGUGAUGGACCUUGGAGUAUCAGAGGAUCAUUUCUCCCGGCCUGUGGGCCUUUUCCUAGCAUCUGAUAUCCAGCAGUUGAGGCAGGCAAUCGAGGAGUGUAAGCAGGAGAUCCUAGAGCUGCCCGAGCACUCUGACAGGCAGAAAGAUGCAGUGGUUAGACUCAUCCACCUACGGCUCAAGCUACAAGAACUGAAUGACCCACUUGAGGACGAACCAAAUCUGCGCAUUUUGUUGGAGCAUCGAUUUUACAAGGAAAAGAGUAAAAGUGUGAAACAUCUUUGUGACAAGUGCAGCACGUUUAUCUGGGGCCUGAUCCAAACUUGGUACACCUGCACUGGUUGUAGCUAUCGUUGUCACAGCAAAUGUCUAAACUUAAUCACCAAACCCUGCGUGAGAUCAAAAGUCAGUCAUCAGGCUGAGUAUGAGUUGUCAAUUUGUCCAGAGGCUGGGUUGGACAGUCAGGACUACCGUUGUGCUGAAUGCCGAACUCCCAUUUCUUUAAGAUCUGUUCCCAGUGAAGCAAGACAAUGUGAUUACACUGGGCAGUAUUACUGCAUCAGUUGUCAUUGGAACGACAUUGCUGUCAUCCCAGCGCGGGCCAUUCACAACUGGGAUUUUGAACCCCACAAGGUGUCUCGAUGCAGUAUGCGAUACCUUGCUCUGAUGUUGGGUCGCCCUGUGCUAAAGUUACGUGAGAUUAAUCCAUUGCUUUUUAACUAUGUGGAGGAGCUAGUAGAAAUCCGGAAGCUGCGUCAGGACAUUCUUCUGAUGAAGCCAUAUUUCAUCACAUGCAAGGAAGCCAUGGAAGCUCGGCUUCUUCUCCAGCUGCAGGAUCGCCAGCACUUUGUGGAAAACGAUGAUAUGUACUCAUUACAAGACUUACUAGACAUCAGCAGUGGGCGCUUGGGUUGUUCUCUUACAGAAAUCCAUACCACAUUUGCCAAACACAUAAAGCUGGACUGUGAGCGUUGUCAGGCCAAGGGUUUCGUGUGUGAACUGUGCAAGGAAGGAGACAUCCUCUUCCCAUUUGACAGUCAUACAUCUGUGUGCCAAGACUGUGCUGCUGUGUUCCAUAGGGACUGUUAUUAUGAUAACUCCACCAGCUGCCCACGGUGCACGAGACUUAACCUACGGAAACAAGUGCAGAAUCCUGGAGAGGAGCCAUAGCAGAAUAAAGUCAUCCAGACGAACUUGCAUUACAAUAGGACAGGAUUUGAGCCUGUGCUUGAACAAUCAUAAAUUGAUUAAAAAGCAAGACAGGCAUGCACUACAUUUACCACUUUACUGACUUUCUGUAUUUUCUUGUGCCUGGGAGACCUACAGCACAUUCCAAAAUAUUGCACAGUUACCAGAUCCUAACCUACUGCAACAUUUGGACAUUCCAGUUGCAUUCCAGGAAUAUAAGGAAAUGGUGAUUAUUUCUGUACAGAUCUCCUAUGGUGCCUUAUUAGUACAUGGAAAGCAUUACGUCUGUAUCUUUCUGGGAGACCUGUAGCACCUGGAUUUUCUUGUUCUUUAUUGGUUACUUUACUCUUGGACCUGCACUCUUACUUGAAGGUUUGGAGGUGUAUGAUAUAUAUAUAUAUAUAUAUAUAUAUGUGUGUGUGCAUACUACAGAAUGCAGAGAGAAACUCUUCUUAUACUUUUUAAUACAACAGCUCAGUAUUAAUUUAUUGACUGCGGCCAUGAAGCCUCUGUAUUACCCUCUGGUAAAUGAAACUGGGAACCAUUAAAAGAAUGUUGGGUAGUUAAACUUUUGAUUAAUUUCUGCUGCUAUCUGAAAAGUAUUACAUAACUCCUGAACUAAUUGCAGGAUUUUAUGCCCUGUGAUUCUUGCUACUUACCUAACAUUCAAUAUAUUAAAUAUAACAAAGUGCAAUAGAUUUAUAAAUACAGUUCUGGGGCCACAUAAGUGGGAAAGGUUUUGGUGAUUACAGGAGAAACAGACCCAAUUUUUUAACCUAUAAAAAUCAUUAAACCUUUUUCUGAAACUGUUUGCUUUCUUAUGUACAGCCUGGCCCCUUCAAAAAAAAUGGCAUGUUUUUUCCCACUUUUAGGCUUCAUUUACCUUUUUUGUAACCACUACAGAAAAUUCUGCACUGCUUUUUUUUUUAACAGACGUGUGAUCUGAUUGAGGUCUUAGGUUUCUGUCCAACUGGAAGACAUCAGGACCAAGUGAUAUUCUAUGUGGGCAUGGCCUAACUAGCGGAUCCUAGAGCAGCGACUGGUCGGAUUCACCAGUAAGGUUUGAGGAGAAAGCCUAGUUGCUGCUCAGGAUACUCAUGUCAGCGUCAGACCAAGCGGCAAGGGUACUCGAGGCAAUGCCCCUUCGCAUACACACGACAGAGAGAUGAGGGGGAAUAAGAUGUCCCUGGCAUGUGCAGGUUGAUUCCCUUUUAAAGUCCACUAUGUGUAGCAUAUUUCACAGCUGAUUCUGUGAUUCAGACUUUAUUAUAUUAACUGCAAUGAUAUCUGACUAAUCCAUGGACCAUAGCAAGGUUGAUUCUAAGUUUCGUAAACUUAUCUUAUGUUAGUCUUAAUAUAGUAGCAAAGACACAAAGAGCUACUUGUCGGGGUUACAAAAUAGACAAUACUGAUAAUUGUCUCUUAGGGUGGCGUAUGCCAUCCCACCGGCGAUUUACAUUUUCGGUGGUGGGAUGGUAUUUUGGGGAGAUUAGUCGCCCGUGACAAGGGAGAUUUUUUGCAGUCAACUAAUCUUCCCGUGUGCCAGAGCCCUUAUGUGUGUUUUAGCAGAGACAAUUCUCAGUAUUAUCUAUGCAAGGGUAUUGUCUGGUGUUGUGUAGCCGCUACAAGUAGCACCGUGUUUCAUAGCCUUAAGUGUGAUGCUUCCAUUCGUGGAUCUUAAUUACAUUAAGCCCUUUUGACACCAUUAAAGCUCUUUAUAGAAUUGUUGAAUAAUGUACCCAGGUGAUGUGUUUAUUUUUGUUUUGUAUGUCUCCUGCUGCUGUAACUUAAAUUUCAUGUAGAUAUUAUUGUCACAGUUAAGGUGGUGAUAGUCUUCAGACCAAAUAGAUGGAUAGCAUGUGAGUGGUCACAUGCAUGUAAGGCUACCUUCCAUUGUUCCAUUUGUUUGGGCAGAUAGCCCAUAUGAUUGGGACAGCAGUAACUGAAGAAAAGCUGCCUGUGAAGCUCUGCCGAAUACACCCCUACUUAAACUGGCCUCACAUGGGCUGAGCUAUAAAAUGUUUGACUUAUUAGCCUACAAGUUGAUUUGGCCAUCCCUGUCGGAGUGCAUAAUUCUAUUUGUAAAAGAAACUAAAAUGGUAGGCUUUAUGUGCAAACAGGCCCAGAGUAACACUAGAUACUGUUAUUGAGAGGUACUGGGCCUUGGUAGCCAGCUAAUAAGUCACUGGUAGCAUUACCAAUGAAAAUAGAUUUUACUGGGUCAGUCAUAUCUAAUGCAUGAGCUCUCAGCGCUACCUAUGAAUUUCUGAGAACUGACCCUGCUGAAGUUUAUGAAUGUUAGUCUCAGUAUCCAGAUGCCUGCAAUAGUCUUGGUGGGAAGCAUAUUGUAUUUGUGGCUAUCUUCCAAAAAUAUGGAAAUCUGAACCUCAGGGAGACAGUCACCUGUGCUGUAAGCUUGGGAGUCUUUAGACCUAUAAUUCCAGAUAUCUUAUUAGAAGUUUCGUUCUUAUCUGUAAUAUUUGCCUGUAAAAAUGUUACCCUCCUUCGUUGAGGGGAAGCAUCCUUGUCUUUAUGUAAAUAUGGGUAGAAACUUUUUGCCUUCUAUUUAUAAUUUUAAUUUCUUAUACAUGCUCAAACAUAAUAAAAGUCUUCAAAUAAACA